AUGGCACUUUUUGUCGGACGACUUGCACUGGAUACUCACCCACGAGAUUUAGAACAUAUCUUUGACAAGUAUGGACGAUUGAAUAGGCUGGAGAUUAAAAGAGGGUAUGCAUUUGUGGAAUAUAUGGAUACUCGCGACGCCUCGGAUGCUCUGAAAGAGACUGACGGGAUGCGAGUCCGUGGCAAUAGAAUCGUCGUAGAGUGGGCCAAAAACGGUGGAAAGAAACCGGGUAUGUCCGCAUACGGUAAAGCAGGACCGAUAAUCAAUGCUUCAAGUGUGGACGAGAAGGUCAUUGGGCGAAAGAUUGUCGUUCAAAUUCUUUUCGAUCUCAUAAUAGACAUCGUAGCAGGAGCCCUCGAAAAAGUUUGGCCACUUGAACAGUUUCAGUUUCAGAAGCACCGUUAUCCUAGCAUUGAUUCUUUGGCAUUCGCACUGAUUGUUCCGCUUCGCAUAAAUGCCCGUCCUUUUCUUAUCCGUCGUCCUGUUUCCCGUUCUCCAUCUCGUUCUCGCUCGCCCCGUCGUUCACCGAGAAGAUCACCUGGACGCCAUGACCGCGAUCGUGGUGGAAGAGACGAACGCGAAGAGCGUGAUGAACGUGAUGGAAGAGACAGUCGUGGAUCUGGUGGUGGAGAGAGAGAAGAGCGCGGCUCCUAUUCAGAAAGAAGACAUACUGGCGAAGAAAAACGAUUUUCGUAA
Ambispora gerdemannii is the source of this 696-nucleotide messenger RNA. Lineage: Eukaryota; Fungi; Glomeromycota; Glomeromycetes; Archaeosporales; Ambisporaceae. The record is from the annotation of a GenBank genome assembly.